AUGACCGCAAACAUUAAUAUAUAUUCACCAUUAAACAAGCAAAAUGUGUGGCCUCAAAGUAAUUGUACAAGUAACCUUCAAAAAUUUUAUCAAAACUUCAACCCAGAAAAUGCAGAGGAAAUUCAAUUUUCAUACGCAAGCAGCACCUCAGAGUCACCAACUAGCUGCGAUGAAUUUUCAUCAUACAACAAUGAUUUUGGAACGGAUACAUGCUUAAUGGUAUCGAAUGUCUUCAAUCACAAUCAAGAAAGCGGUGUUUUUCACAAUAAUUAUUGUAAUAUAACGCCUUGCAGAAAAUAUGUUGUUCCUGUGACAGCACAAUAUACAUCAAAUGCGCAGAUAAAGAGAACAAUAAAAAAGAGAGACAAGAGAAAGCGCACAGCAUUUACAACUGAACAGAUAAUCACAAUGGAGAAGAUUUUCAAAACAAGACCAUACAUUUGUCCAGAGGAGAGAAUAAAUUUAUCUGAAAAGUUGAAAAUAAGCGAAAAAUCAAUAAAAAUAUGGUUUCAAAAUCGCCGGAGAACAACAGAGAAAAGGGAUCAACCAUAUUCACCGGAUUCACCGAUAUCAGAAGAUAUGUCAGACACAAAAUUUGACCGUUUGUCAUAUCUGGAAAUGAUGAUUAACGAAAGAGUUGAUCAUUUUGGUAAUGUAGCCCUAGAUGAUGAAGUUAUGACAGAGUUAGUGAGCAUUAUAGAUGAAUAUAUACCCAAAGAGACACAGCUUGUGUUAGAAACUGAAGUACCUCAAGAGACUGAAAUUAAAAUGUAUGAACCAAUUUCACCCGUGAGUGUAUUAGACGACUUUUACUGA
Leptidea sinapis is the source of this 816-nucleotide messenger RNA. Its product is annotated as homeobox protein Hox-A1-like. The transcript has 5 exons. NCBI's taxonomy places the organism in Eukaryota, Metazoa, Arthropoda, Insecta, Lepidoptera, Pieridae. Gene Ontology annotation, molecular function: DNA binding. The coding region runs from base 1 to 816 and encodes 271 amino acids. The record is from RefSeq and is a predicted model, not a curated record.